Daktulosphaira vitifoliae (grape phylloxera) is the source of this 560-nucleotide messenger RNA. Its product is annotated as eclosion hormone. Bases 171 to 413 code for a protein of 80 amino acids. Gene Ontology annotation, biological process: neuropeptide signaling pathway; ecdysis, chitin-based cuticle. Lineage: Eukaryota; Metazoa; Arthropoda; Insecta; Hemiptera; Phylloxeridae. The transcript has 2 exons. The record is from RefSeq and is a predicted model, not a curated record. Gene Ontology annotation, molecular function: ecdysis-triggering hormone activity.
UUUUCUGUAGCUUUUAGAAAUACAGAUGGGUACACUAACUUAAUUAUUUUCCUUAUAUAAAACCCUCUGAAACAAUACUUUUACUCAAAGUAUUUUAGAACGUCUAAACGUACACUCGUAUUUCUAACACAUCGUUGUUUGUCAAAAUUUUAGCAAAUUUUUAAUUUAAAAUGGACGGAACAACAAAGAAAUAUUUUGCUGCUUUAAUGAUGUUUAUGAUCAUUGGAACCACGAUCGCUGAUAUGGCCGAUGUGGGUAUGUGCCUCAGAAAUUGUGCUCAAUGCAAAAAAAUGCUUGGAGCUUACUUUGAAGGACCAUUAUGUGCCGACUCUUGUGUCAAGUUCAAGGGAAAAAUGAUUCCAGAUUGUGAAAAUUUCGAUUCUGUGUCUCCAUUCCUUAACAAACUCGAAUAGUGAUUAAAUACGAAAAAAUAUUCAUUUGAUAUAAUGAUAAAGAAUGCUGACAAUUUAUAAAUAAAACACAUUUAAUUCACAAAUUGUAUAAUUAUUUACAAUACUAUAUUAUAUCUAUAAAAUAAAUCAGGUAAAAUGUUACAUUAA